CUCCUAGCAACUGGAUGCAGGGGGCAUGGCACUCUUAACACCCCAGGGAGUAAAAAAAGUCUUCCAAUUUCAGAAACCAGAAGGUAGGGAGCAUCUACGGAGACUGUUGAACUGGGAAGAGUUUGAUGAAGUGAGAGACUCCCGCAGAAGCAUUCUGCUGGAUACCCUCUAUGAAAGCAUCAUCUUUGCCGUGGGCAAAGGUUUCCCAUGGGUGGAAGUGGCCAAGGUGGUCAAGUUCACGGAAGAGCUGCUCAAGGAAACCAAAGGCUGCUCCAUCACUGAGGCGGUGACAAUCCUCGGGAACAAACUCAGAGAUUACCAGGGGCAGUUCAAUACCACCCACCUGCUGGCCCUCUGUGACUACUUCCACAACACCUUCAUCCGCCACUACAAACUCUACCAGUUUGUCCUGGGCCAGGACCAGGAAGUCAACCUGACUGUCAACCACCUGGAAGUAUGUGCACCGCCCCAGCCCCUCCCGCUGGCCAAGGGCAUGGACAAGGACAUCUGGCAGCUUGAGCAGCAGAUGGUGGAGCUCCGUACGGCUGAGGUGCAGAAACGCACCAAUGUACUGCUCCUGAAGGAGGCGCUGCACCUGGAGCAGGAGCACAAGCUACAGAAAACGUUCUCUGAGGUGUCUGAGCAGCCCAGCCGGGUUCUAAAGAGGGAGGAGUUAGAAAAGCUCAUUGAUGAGGUCAUUCACAUUCAGAUUGAAUGCCUGAAGGAGCUGCUGCAAUAUGAGAUACAGAUAACUUUUGAUAUUUUGGACCUGAAACUUCAGAAGACUUUGAGCCUCAAUGCUCCUAUCCCUUCCCCUCUCUCUAUCACUGGCCAGCCAGGCCAAGAUGAAUCUCUUAACUUCUACAAAACAAACAAAGGAAAGAAAGCAAAAGCAAAGAAGUAGAGAGCUCCUGGUGUCCACUGACUAAAGACUAUGAUUGAGGAAAAGCCAUUGACAAUUAUGAAAGUAUUAUGUGAUGUGCUCAGCACCCAGUAGAUCAGAGCUUUCUAGUGAUUAAAAUAAAUAAAAUGGCAGUCAUCAUA
Molecule: messenger RNA, 1044 nt
Organism: Prionailurus viverrinus (fishing cat)
Lineage: Eukaryota; Metazoa; Chordata; Mammalia; Carnivora; Felidae
Gene: CB1H8orf74
Product: chromosome B1 C8orf74 homolog
Exons: 4
Coding region: 26-904 (292 amino acids)
Source: RefSeq, a predicted model, not a curated record